AUGUUCAUAUUCAAUGGUUUCCAUAUACAUUUACGAUCAUUCUUGUUAUUGUUUGUAUAUUUAACUUGGAUCCAUUCAAUUGUUUAUGGUCUAGUACCAGUAAAUGAUAAUAAGAAUGAGACAGUUACAACGACGACGACAACAACAACAACAACAACAACACAUUCCAAUUCUACUCAUGAAAAUAUUUCAAAUACAUCAACUAUAACAAAUAGUACUUCAAGUAGACAUAGUGCAAUUCAAGCAGCAUCAUUUACAAUGACUGAUUCAUCAUAUUAUGAUUAUAAACCAAAUUCAAUGAAUCAUAAUGAAGGAUAUAAAACAAAAUCAAAUGAACAUUAUGAUAAACAUAAAGUUAAUUAUGAACAAUAUUUUAAAAAUUAUGAUCAAUAUUAUCAUCGCAAACAUAAACAUCAUCAUCAUCAUCAUCAUCAUCAUCAUCAUCAUCAUCAUCAUCAUCGUGAUCAUGAUCGCCAUGAUCAUGAUCAUAAUGAUCAUGAUCAUGAUCAUUCUCAUGAACAUUCUUCUAAAGAAGAUAAUAAUCCAAAGACAAUAUCAUCUGAAUGGAUCUAUGAUAAAUUAAAAGAAUAUUUAACUUGUAUCUAUGAGAAACAAAUUAAUUGUGAAGAUCAAUUUGUUACAGAAUUACAAUUGAAAUUAUUAAAAAUGCAAUCAAAUAAACAAAAAAAUGAUGAACAUUAUGAAUCAAUUUCAUCUGAAAAUAUGAAACAAAUUCCAAUCAUAUCCGUUGAAAUUGAUAAAACAUCAUUAGAAACAAAACAUGAAGAUGAUCAUACACAUCCGGAACAUCAACAUAAAGUAGAACAUAAAGAAAUUAGAAAAGAUUCAUCUACUAUAUAUCAAACAAAGAAUAAUCAAUUUGAAAUAAGUAGACAUAAAGAAAUAGAACAAACAGAGAAAUUUUAUUCACAUGAAUCUUAUCAAAGUUUAGAUAAUGAUAAAUAUUCAAGUUAUUAUCAUAAUGAUCAUAAUGAACAUCAUCAUCCUAAUCCUCGACAUCAUCAGAAUCAGCAUCAACAUCCUCCUCCACUUGAUCAUCAUCGUCAUAAAGAUCAUCAUGAUCGUGAUCAUCAUCAUCAGCAUCAUCAUCGUUCAUCUUCAUAUUAUAAAGAUGGAUGGCUGGAAAAACUAGAUAAAAUGUUACCAAGCUUGGAUGAUGAUGAUGAUGAUGACGAGCAUCGUCAUAAACACAAAGAUAAACAUCCACAUCGUCAUCCAAUGUAUCGAAAGUAUUCAAACAAAUAUUAA
This is a messenger RNA of Schistosoma intercalatum, 1269 nucleotides long. NCBI's taxonomy places the organism in Eukaryota, Metazoa, Platyhelminthes, Trematoda, Strigeidida, Schistosomatidae. The record is from the annotation of a GenBank genome assembly.